Phragmites australis (common reed) is the source of this 1852-nucleotide messenger RNA. Its product is annotated as MADS-box transcription factor 18-like. Gene Ontology annotation, cellular component: nucleus. Gene Ontology annotation, biological process: positive regulation of transcription by RNA polymerase II. Lineage: Eukaryota; Viridiplantae; Streptophyta; Magnoliopsida; Poales; Poaceae. Bases 184 to 1065 code for a protein of 293 amino acids. The record is from RefSeq and is a predicted model, not a curated record. Gene Ontology annotation, molecular function: RNA polymerase II cis-regulatory region sequence-specific DNA binding; protein dimerization activity; DNA-binding transcription factor activity, RNA polymerase II-specific. The transcript has 8 exons.
CCCCGGUUUCGCCAAACCACCCAGCGCCCCCAUCUAAACCGCCCAUCUCGCCUCCUCGCCUUGCUUCCUGCGCACCAUUCGAGUCGAGAGCCACGUGAUCUUUCUUCCUCCACACGCCGCCGCCGUCGCCGUCGACAUUGCUGCGCUGCGAGCGAGGGGGACCAGGAAGGAGCGGCGGCGGAGAUGGGGCGCGGGCCGGUGCAGCUGCGGCGGAUCGAGAACAAGAUCAACCGGCAGGUGACCUUCUCCAAGCGCCGGAACGGGCUGCUGAAGAAGGCGCACGAGAUCUCCGUGCUCUGCGACGCCGAGGUCGCUCUCAUCGUCUUCUCCACCAAGGGAAAGCUGUACGAGUACUCCAGCCAUACCAGUAUGGAAGACAUUCUUGAGCGAUAUCAGCGUUACUCAUAUGAAGAAAGAGCAGUACUGGAUCCAAAUAUUGAAGACCAGGAAAAUUGGGGGGAUGAAUAUCGCAGAUUAAAAUCAAAACUUGAUGCACUUCAAAAGAGUCAAAGGCAACUGUUAGGAGAACAGUUGGAUUCACUAAACAUGAAAGAACUCCAAAAAUUGGAACACCAACUGGACAGUUCUUUGAAUCAUAUAAGAUCAAGAAAGAAUCAGCUCAUGUUUGAUUCAAUUUCUGAGCUUCAGAAGAAGGAGAAAUCACUUAAAGAUCAAAAUGGUGUGCUGCAAAAGCUCAUGGAGGCCGAGAAGGAGAAAAACAAUACACAUCUCUGGGAGCAGCAAAGUAGAGCAACAACAACCUCACCGUCACCAGCACCAGCAACAGUUCCAGAUUUCAUGAUAACUCUUAAUAUUGGAUCGCGGGUCCGGUUCGCCGCUGAGACGCCGCCAAGAGAGGAGGACGGAGCGCCCACCGUUGCCUCUUAUCGUCACUUCCAUCACCUCUUUCCGUCGCCCGCGGCCGCUCACCGAUGUACUAUGCGGAAAAGUGGAGGAGGAAAAGAAGAUGCUGCUGGUGAGAAUCCAUGGAGUUCUACCAUGGGGAUGAUUCAUUGCUGGAGAGAGAGGGAGAGAGAGAAGGGGGUGGAGGGGAGAGAGAUUUGAUUUUGGACUUGGAUUUGGUCUCGAACGACCUAAGCAAAGUGGGGAAAGCUUAUUAGCGAGUUCGGAUGGAUCUCUACCCGGUGUCACUGUAGGAAGCGGUGGUAGGAUGUCGGUGGCUUCGAGCGGAGAGCGAGGUGGAGGCGGGUGCGUCGUGCUUUGGUGGUGCAUGCAGGUGAAGGGGUAGCUAGGGUUCCGUGAUGAUGCUAGCGGUGUGCACUGUGUAGGUGACCCGAGUUGGGUCAGUCAUGCACCGAGGCCCAUAAGGCUCCGGCCUGCAGGUCGAGAAGUCUUCGCAAAUAGGCAGGGACUACUGAGCCUUGAAUGUGAUAAGUGUGGCAUGGAUCAAAUAUAUUUUCUUUUGUUAUUUUUUAGCUAAUAUAUACAUGUACUGGUUAACAUAUGCAUUUAUAGCAUAUGCAUUUAGUCUUUACAAUAAGGCAUGGACCUGUGUCAUCGACCUGGAUGAAUCGGAGUCACGUUCCAUAUCGUUAAUUUGUUGUCCCGAAGAGGUAUACCCUCCUUCGUACCAUAUUUUUGUUAGAUGUCGAUCAAUGAUCCCGUUUCUUCACCCUAUCGAUCUGAAUUUCUGGUGACUAUGGUUAAAAGUACACAUGUCUGAAAAGCAACUUCUGAAUUCUAAACGUUUCAUGGCAUUUGCGACUUGUUUACUUGUUUCACCUUGCUAGCUAAACCUGUCAUGACAUUUGCGACUGGACCUGCACUUGACAUUAUGAGUUAUCCAGCACAAUUACUCUAUUAUAUUACUCAUCGUCUGCUGGCCAUGUCA